Messenger RNA from Drepanopeziza brunnea f. sp. 'multigermtubi' MB_m1, 543 nucleotides. Lineage: Eukaryota; Fungi; Ascomycota; Leotiomycetes; Helotiales; Drepanopezizaceae. The record is from RefSeq and is a predicted model, not a curated record.
AUGGCUUUUAAAGCUAUCAACGAUACAGCUAGCCUCGGAGGUAUUAUCCUUACAUUACUCGUAUACGGCGUAUACCUACGCCUUUUUAAGACAGAUUCUUUAGCAAUGUUUAUAAUAAAAAGACGAAAAGCCUUUCGAGCUGCAACUAAAGAGAUUCGUCGACUACAAGCUAAAAGAAAAGUCAAAGACGCUUUAGUAAUGCGAAAUAGACCAAAUACCUUAGAAACCCUCAACCUCCUUUUGCAAUUAAACGUCAAAGUCUAUAAAGAACUUACAAGACAACUUACUACUUUAGCUACUAAGAUUAAAUCACGCUCGCGCAAACUAAAAAGCAGUUUAACAGUUCGCUAUAGCCCCCGUCACUUUUUUGCAAGUAUAAAAGAGUUUAAAGAUUUUAACGAACAGUUUCUUAAUCACGAGAGUGAUAUCAUUAUAGUAUUCUUUACUUAUAAAAAAAAGGCUAAUAUUGCGCUCUUUACGAAGCUUAAAAACGAAAAAGUUAUCAUUACACUCGGCGAGCAAUUCGUAGAAUCACGCCUCUAA